Molecule: messenger RNA, 1707 nt
Organism: Dioszegia hungarica
Lineage: Eukaryota; Fungi; Basidiomycota; Tremellomycetes; Tremellales; Bulleribasidiaceae
Exons: 8
Coding region: 1-1707 (568 amino acids)
Biological process (GO): adenylate cyclase-activating G protein-coupled receptor signaling pathway
Cellular component (GO): plasma membrane
Molecular function (GO): G protein-coupled receptor activity
Source: RefSeq, a predicted model, not a curated record
AUGUCCGACUUUGUGCUCUCCGAGCACGACAUCGUAGUCAACAUCUGGAUCUCCAUCGGCGCAGCCAGCGUCUCCCUCGUUCUCUGCUCUAUCGUCCUAGGCCUCGCCUAUCUUGUCUGGUCUCGUCCGAACACUCGGCCGAUGAUUGAUCGAGUAUCCUUCCGACUACUCCUGUGGUCGGUGGCUUUCGAGAUGGUCUAUGAUAUCGCCUACAUUAUGGUGGAACUGGACUCGGUCUUCCUCUUUGGGAAUGGGCUCUGCGCUUCCAGUCUGUACUUCAUGAUCGCAGCGAUGACUACUGUCAACUACCUUUGCACAUGUAUCGCGGUCAAUCUGAUGCUGACCAUAACGUUCGGUUUCAAUCCCGUCAAGCUUGGGUUGGAGAAGUGGUACGUCGGCACCUCACUCCUCAUCGGCUUCAUGGUCCCGCUGGUCCCCGCUGCCACUGGGCAUUUCAGGAAUGAUCCUGUUCUGGGCGUAUGCUGGGUUUCGGGAGACUCACUGGAAGUCCUCAUGAGACGGAUCAUUCUUGACCUUUACCUCUGGCAGAUUCUCUCAUGUUUCAUCGCCACACUCGCCGUCAUUAUCGUCCUCACCACCCUCUUCCGCCAAGGCCGGGAACUCUCCGCAGCCCUAUUCGCAAGCAACCAGCUCAACCAGAGCAUCUUUGCACACGGCAGUCCCGACCCCGCCGAUCUCGAGGGCGGAUCGGGCCAAGCGAAAAAGGGCAUCUGGGCCCGAGCGAAACUGUGGCGUCGGAAUCGCGUUACCAAGUCCAAGGCCAAGGCGGAUGGCUCGCUCAAAAGUCAGCUGGAAGACGCCUUUGUCCGGAUCGCGUUCCAGAUCAGUCUGUACCCCAUCUCCCUCAUCGUCGUCAAUGGGAUCAUCACCGUCGGGGAGUUGUGCGUCACUCAGGCCGAGGGGGUCCACUCGCGUCCCGUCUUUGUGCUGUACUGUAUCUAUUAUUUCCUAUACGGCGGUCGAGGAAUCGCUUUUGCAGCUCUCGCAUUCUUCAUCGACCCGUGCUUCCGCCGCGCCCUCGGCGAGGCCUGGCGAACCCGCAAGACAGUCUCCCAGUCUCCCACGCACCAGCAGCUCCAAAGUGCCUCACCUCGCGAAGGCGUCAAGCAAUCUUUUGCCGAGAUGCUCGCUUCCCAGACCCCUACACUGGCAUACGGCGCCACCGUCCCUCCAUCCUACGAGUCCGACACCAAGAACCUCUCCUCCUCUUCCAUCGCCGGGUCGAGUACGGACGAUGUACAUCUGCCCCGUCUGGACGCGCGGUCCAAUUCGGCCGUCAGCUACGAUAUGGGCCUGGCGUUGACUGCAUUGGCGGCCGAAUCGCCUAUACGUAGCACCUUUGCUCCGCCAGCUCAACAUCCUACUCGGUCGUUCCCUGGCGUACAGACAGGCCACCUCCCACUAGAGAUGACGGACGACAUGGACGUGGUCGCCCCUCUUACGGUCCCCAAAACGCCCCAGGCGCACUUCUCGCUUCCCGCGAUACAUGGACCAGAGAUGACGGGGCUGGGAAUGCGGAUACCCAGCGAUUCGGAAGAGAAGCUGGAACCGCUCGUUCCGGACUUGCCGGAUGAGGUGGAGGAGGAAAGGCUGAGACGGCGGGCAGAAGCGGAGAAGAAGAAGGCCGAGGAGGCCGAGAUGGAGGAAACUUUGAGGGUGUUUAUGGCGACCAAGGCGAUGUUGUGA